CUUCCUACCAGUAAACGAUAUACCUCAUUAUCACUAAGGACUUGAAACAACACGCUACAUUGUGUGGAACGAGCGUGAUCAAAACGGACCGUACACACAAACCCGACAUCUUUUGUGUCGUAAAUUGUUUGCUUUGCAGACGACCGAGGCAAGUCAAACAAUUCUGCUUUUGAUUGGUUAAUAAAACGCAGCCCAAGGACGAAUCAUGAACAUGGAUUAUCAGCAUUUUGAAGGAACAGCUCUCGAACCAUAUGCACAUUCACCUGAAGGCUCUGCCUGCAGCUCGAGCGGGUCAGAAACAAGUUUAAGCCCGACACCAUCGCCACAAGCUGCAAUGUUUUACCCGCCAGGACACAGACUUACACUCUCGUACCACAAUCACUGUCAGUCGUACAUGAAACGACUCUACACAAACAGCAGAGAGCGGUGGAGGCAACAACACGUUAAUCUGGCGUUUGGUGAGCUAAGAAAACUACUUCCAACUUAUCCACCAGAGAGGAAACUCUCUAAGAACGAAAUCCUUAGACUUGCUAUGAAGUACAUCCGAUUUCUGGACGAUCUUCUCAAAGACAUGGGCGACAACAGCAAGCAGAAUCAAGAUUCACGCGAAGAUGUCUCUGACACAAGGCUCAAAGAAGAAAGACGAGAAAAAGGACAAUUACACUGCAAAAGACAAACCAACUGUUCUCUUUCAUUCAUGGAAGGAAUGGAAACAAAUGUUAUCGACUCAAACGCGCCAUCGAUAUUUGACGCGCAUUAACUUUCUCUGAAGAUGUCUACAUUUUACAACACGCACAGAUAUUUCACAUUUUCCGUAUUAACUGCGGUCUAAUGUGAUGAUAUCAGUCUAAUAUCUGACAAAUAAGGGCCUCAGUGGAACAUUGUCCACGAAUUGUUGCAGACUGGAAUUGUAAAUAGUGUAAUUAUUUCUAAGGCUGUUCUUUGUAAUCGUGUUUACUGUUAUCCUUUAACUUGUGUAAAUAGUUUUUUUCCCCGCUGUUGUGUCUAGUUUGUUUGUUUAAGAGUUAAAUCGUCUCUUUAUUUGUAAUGCGUUAGGAUGUUGAACCCUCUAAAACUAUUAUGUUUAUCUGUCCAGAGAUUUGCCAUCUAAAGAAACUG
Messenger RNA from Pocillopora verrucosa, 1119 nucleotides. RefSeq names its product transcription factor atoh7. The record is from RefSeq and is a predicted model, not a curated record. Gene Ontology annotation, biological process: regulation of transcription by RNA polymerase II. Gene Ontology annotation, molecular function: protein dimerization activity; DNA-binding transcription factor activity, RNA polymerase II-specific; RNA polymerase II cis-regulatory region sequence-specific DNA binding. NCBI's taxonomy places the organism in Eukaryota, Metazoa, Cnidaria, Anthozoa, Scleractinia, Pocilloporidae.